UUAUACUGUUGCCCCCAACUAGGUCGUCGGUCUGCAACUGAACCAGUGGCGGCGACAGGCGGCGCGCUGUGGACAUGACUACGUACUAUGAACCUUAUGUAGAUGACGCCGAGUUCGCAGAGUUCAUGGCGGAGCUGCGUCUGUGGCGAAAGGAGGUUCGAUGGUGUGUACAGCGACUUCAGGACGAAGGCACAAAGUACACGAUCGAGUUGACUGGUCCGGCGUUGGGCGCAGCGUUCGUGCGCGAGGCCAAUGGGCUGUACGUCGUGGCCGACACGAAUAAGUCAGUGGUACACGGUCGAGGUCGGUUUCAGAUGGAGAAGGGCGACUACCUCGUGAGCAUGAACAAGACGAACUUGACCAUGGAGGACUUGAUGGUGUCGGACGUGACGACGCGGAUUCAAAAGCUUCCGCGACCAGCCCAGCUUCAGUUUGUGCGGUUGCGAAAGAAGCCCAACAGUGAAGCGCAGCAGCGCCUCCGUCGCAUCCAGCAGCUUGUGAACGCGCUGGACACGCGCCGCCAUGGCUUGCGCAACCGCGCGUCCGAGUACAAACUCAGCGUGCUCGAAGAGGACGUGAUCAAGACGAUCUUAGAGCGUCAGAAAGAAAUCCUAGAGUUUGUCACGAAGCGGGUGGCGGGGCUUCGGAAAGGCGUCGACCUGUCUCGUGAAAUCCGGCUCAUGGACAAGACCAAGGUGUGGAUGGCGCUGCAGCUGCAGAAACCGCUGCCGAUCGCCCAUUCGUCGCUUGUCCGCCCGCCGACCUCCGCGACUGCACCGGCCGUCGUCCCGCCCUCCCCGAGGUCCUCCCACAACUCGUCGAUGUCGUCGGCACUAUCGCGCAACCUGUCGUGGGUGCUGGACUUUCCCACCGUGGACCUCAAGUGGCUAGGUCAGGAGAAGGAGAAGAACUUGAACGCGAUUCUCAACUGGUACGAAGCCGCGCUGCAGCAGGACGUGACGACCCCCGUCGCCAAAGUGUUUGCUGAGCAGAUCACAAAAGCGCUGGUGCGGCACUGGGUCGACCUACGCUUCAGCAACGCCGGCGAAGCACCGCAAAAGUUUCGCCGCAGUUUCCUCGACCAUGCGCGGCAGCUCCGGUCGAAUCUAGCGUCGAAUGCCGAGUUGCGUGCAGACAUUACCACAGAAGUGAUCACCCCCGAGGCACUCAUGACCAUGUCCAAGGACGACUUGGCGUCUCCGCAGUUGUUUCAGGAGCGGCAGCAGCAGCAGCAGUCGGCGAUGCGCCAAGUGAUCUUGCAACCAUUGGAGGGCAGCCUCCUGAUCAAGACCCGCGACGGGUUUCGGGAGGUGGUCGUACCCGGCGCCGCCGUGCCGUCUGACGCGGCGAUGGUCGCUGCCUCUUCAGAGACGAAUCCAGACGCUGACUUGUUGUCGUUCAAAGACCCGAUCCCACCCCCCUUUGACACGAGGUCCACCUCGAUCAUCUCUGCCAAGAAGGCCCCAACGUUGACCGCGACUUCAACGGCAGCAACGCAAACCACCAACCGACCCCCCCCCCCUCCAAAGCCACCAGCGUUUUCCGCCGUGCCUGGGCGUCCUCGACCACCCCCCACUGCUGCAUCGACGCCAUCAACUACCCCUCGACCAGACAUGUUGUCGAGAAAAAGCCAGACCACACCUCCUGUGAACGUUGCGUCGUUGAAACGGCAGCGGUCGCAAGACACACACUCGUUCGAGCAUGCCUCGUCCAAGAAAGGAACCAUGAAACGAGCGCGCAGCACCGACGACGUCGGCCCCCACUCGACUUAUCCGUCCCUCAAGCCAACGACUGCCGCCGCCACAUCGUCGUCGUCAUCCCAUCCAAGACUGGCGGUGCCCACGCCUUGGAAAGUGAACGCCCCCGUCGUGCCCCCGGCGGCCGCACUUGCCAUGGACAUGUCGACGUCACCCAACUUGACGCAAGCGAUGGAAAUCCAACAGACGCGCGAGUUUAUCCGACGGAUUUUCACCCAUCGCAAGAGCUUGACGGAGAAUGUGGCGGCAUUUGUGCGGGGGGGCAACAUUCUCGGCCAGCAAUCUGUCGCCCCCGACAUUAUCGCCAAGACGGAACACAUUUCGAUCCCGGGCAUGGGGGGCGUGGUCCGAAUUCACAUUGGGGUGUACACUGUCCAAUCAGAAGCGGAAAAAGGCGCGCCGUACGGCAAAGUCAAAGAGAAUGGCGUGAGGGCGUUCGAAGCAUCCGUCGAGAGUUUGCACCGGUCGUUCUCGCGCAUCGUGGGCCGGUUUGCCAGUCGGCGGCGCGACAUGGGGCUGUCGCUGACGGAGGCGGCGGUCGACUUGGUGCUGACGUUUCCCGAUUUGGCAAGUGUCUAAUAAUAUCCAUAUAUAUAUAUAUGAUGCUGAUAUGGUUGGUAUAUAGGUCGCGCACGACACGCAACCGCGCCCCAAGGAGUUUAUUUGUACGUGGAAGGUGAACGGAGUGUUGGUCGCGAGGCAAGCGCACGCCGACGAACACGUUGCCCAAACGUGUGGCUGGCACAGCUUUGGCACGUUUUUGGAGUCGAUGGUGACUCUAGUUCGUACAAACGACGACUCCACGACUCCUCCAGAGUUGCCGACGAUCGGCCCGAGGGUGAUCAAGCCAGCCAUCCGGACAGGUACCCACCUGUCCGGAUGAUGCAUGCCACUGGAAUUUGUGUACAGUACAUAUUUCUCACCCGAAUCCUGUGUUGAUGAAGCAGAGGUCCUAUCCACCAAGGACUCGAGAUAAUACUGCGCGACUGUAAAUACACAAAGCCUGGCGAGGGCUUGCCCCUACGUUUCAAGUGUUCCUUUUUUGUAUGUACAUUUGGGAAUAUGAUAUUGUU
Molecule: messenger RNA, 2830 nt
Organism: Aphanomyces astaci
Lineage: Eukaryota; Oomycota; Saprolegniomycetes; Saprolegniales; Verrucalvaceae
Exons: 2
Coding region: 75-2336 (753 amino acids)
Biological process (GO): DNA-templated transcription
Source: RefSeq, a predicted model, not a curated record